CAAACCAAUAUAUAUAAGUUGCUUAAGCAAUUGAGGGCACGCAGAAGCGGUACGCCAUGCUGCUUCGCUCCCUCCGCGCAACGCUUUCUAGCGCCGCCCGCCACCGCCGCUUCUCGGCGGAGGCCGUGGCGGAGAGCCCGUCGGCGGCCUCGACCUCGGGAGCGGCGCCGAAGCGGAAGGGCGGGGACACGCUGGGGAAGAGGCUGCUGAGCCUGGUGUACGCGAAGCGCAGUGCGGUGGUGACGAUCCGCAAGUGGAAAGAGGAAGGCGGCGCGGUGCGCAAGUACGAGCUCAAUCGCAUCGUCAGAGAGCUCCGCAAGCUCACGCGCUACAAGCACGCCCUCGAGAUAUGUGAGUGGAUGAGGUUACAGCAAGAUAUCAAGUUGUUAGCCGGUGACUAUGCUGUUCACCUGGACUUGAUUGCUAAAGUUCGUGGGCUUAACAGUGCAGAGAAGUUCUUCGAAGAUCUUCCAUCUCAGAUGAGAGGGGGGCAUACCUGCAAUGCUCUCCUCCACAACUAUGCCAAGAAGCAGCUGUCCAGCAAAGCUGAGGCUUUAAUUGAGAAAAUGUCCGAUUGCGGUUUCUUGAAGAGCCCUCUUCCCUUUAACCACAUGCUAUCUAUGUAUGUGUCCAGUGCACAACUGGAGAAGGUUCCUGACGUGAUUGAAAAGUUGAAAAGGAGCACUUCUCCAGACAUAAUCACUUAUAAUCUGUGGUUAACAGCCUGCAAGGAGCAAAAUGAUGUUGCAACAGCUGAAAGGGUUUUCCUCGAGCUAAAGAAGGCAAAAAUACCUCCUGACUGGUUUAGCUACAGUAUUCUGACCAAUCUAUACAUUAAAAAUGCCUCUCUGGAAAAAGCAUUAUCCGCUAUAAAAGAGAUGGAGAAAAGGACUUCACGUAAAACUCGGGUUGCGUACUCAUCCCUCCUGAGUUUAUACACGAAUAUGGGAGACAAAGAUGGGGUUCAUCGGAUAUGGAAAAAGAUGAAAUCAUUAUUCCCGAAAAUGAAUGAUGCUGAAUACACUUGCAUGAUUUCGUCAGUUGUAAAACUUGGGGACCUCAAAGAAGCGGAGAAGCUCUAUACUGAAUGGGAGUUAGUUUCUAAAACCGGCGAUCCUAGGGUUGCAAACAUACUUCUUGCCGCUCACGUGAACAAUGGCCAGAUGGAAAUGGCAGAGAAAUUCUAUGAACGGGUUUCAGAAAAGGGGGUUGCUCCUUGUUACACUACUUGGGAGCUUCUGACAUGGGGUUAUCUGAAGGAGAAGCAGAUGGAUAAAGCUCUUCAUUAUCUGAAUAAAGCUAUUGGUACUGUUGAAAAAUGGCAGUACGACAAAAAGUUGAUUGCACAAUUAUUUGAGAACCUACAGGAGCAUGGAAAUGUUGAAGGAGCAGAGGCACUGCUAGUCAUUCUUCGAAAUGCUGGCCAUGUUAGUACUGAGGUCUACAAUUCACUGCUACAAACUUAUGCCAAAGCCGGUGUGAUGCCACUUGUUAUUGCUGAGCGGAUGAAGAAAGAUGGUGUUCCCAUGAACGAUGAGACUUCUAAGCUACUGGAUGAAACGAGCAAAAUGUGCGUGACCGAAAUUUCGUGCAAAUUUUCCUAACGAAGGUUGGGAUUUACUUUGGAAAUAAUGGAAGAAAAUGCCUUUUCAUUUGGGUGCAGAUGAUUGAGGUUUUACACUCAGCAUAACGGUUUGAUAAUUUAUGUUGAUUCAUUGGGUAGACAGCUAUAUUGUGGAAUUGAGAGAGGUUCUACACUCAUAUGGAUUAAGUUGCAAGUCCUCGAGUCAACAAGCUAAUUGGGAUUGUUCAGUCAUUUGUCGAUCGGGCGAUGGCAUUUCACUCAAGUUUUCUCUUUGUUGAAUCCAUUCCAAUUUGUAAGAGCAGGCAUUGAUAUGGGAAGUGUCCAUGUCCUGGACAGUGCAAGCAAUUUGUUUUUCAUUUAAAUUGAUCACCAGCUAAUCAAGGG
Messenger RNA from Syzygium oleosum, 1969 nucleotides. RefSeq names its product pentatricopeptide repeat-containing protein At4g02820, mitochondrial-like. The transcript is spliced from 2 exons. Gene Ontology annotation, molecular function: protein binding. Gene Ontology annotation, cellular component: mitochondrion. The coding region runs from base 57 to 1604 and encodes 515 amino acids. NCBI's taxonomy places the organism in Eukaryota, Viridiplantae, Streptophyta, Magnoliopsida, Myrtales, Myrtaceae. The record is from RefSeq and is a predicted model, not a curated record.